Molecule: messenger RNA, 1143 nt
Organism: Phyllotreta striolata
Lineage: Eukaryota; Metazoa; Arthropoda; Insecta; Coleoptera; Chrysomelidae
Source: the annotation of a GenBank genome assembly
UUAAAACCGAAAUCCACACACGCACAAUACAGAGUGUGAUAGAACGCCGAGACCGAACAAACUCGAGUUACACAAUCCAUUCCUAAUUUAACCUUUCGAUAGCGGAAUAAAUCGAUAAAAUGAGGCCCACGGUGACGCCUUGCGAGGAUUUCAACGCGGAGGAGGACGCCAAGGCGCUGAAGAAGGCAUUCAAAGGCUUCGGUACCGAUGAGGAUGCUGUUAUAGAAAUUAUCACUAAGAGGAGUAACGAGCAACGAAGGGAAAUCGCCACUGUGUACAAGACUAUGUACGGCAAGGACCUGGUGAAGGACCUGCGCAGCGAGCUGCGCGGCCACUUCGAGGACGUCAUCGUGGCCCUGAUGCUGGAGCCGGUGGAGUUCCAGGCCAAGGAGCUGCACCGGGCCGUCAGCGGCCUCGGCACCGACGAGCUCUCCAUCGUGGAGAUACUGGGAGUGCACGACAACGACGAGGUCGUCGCCAUAUCCAACGCCUACGAAGGCCUGUACCAAACCUCAUUGGAGUCGGACAUCAAGGGCGACACCUCGGGCACGCUGAAGAGGCUCCUCGUCGGGCUAUCUACAGGAAGAAGGGAUGAAUCGUGCGAUGUGAAUGAAGAAGCGGCUGUUAAAGACGCCCAAGCGCUUCUUCAAGCUGGGGAGUUAUUAUUCGCCGGUACUGAAGAGUCUGUGUUCAAUUCCGUCCUUUGCCAGAGGGCCAGGUGUCAAUUGCGCUUGAUUUUCGAUGCUUACAACAACCUAGUCGGUCACCCCAUCGAGAAGGCUAUUAAAAACGAAUUCUCGGGUACUGUAAAGGAUGCGUUGUUGCAGCUUAUCGAGUGCGUGAGGGACAGGACGAGUUAUUUGGCGACCAGGUUGCACGAUUCUAUGGCAGGAAUCGGUACAGACGACAGGACUCUAAUUAGGAUAGUGGUGUCGAGGUCUGAGAAGGACUUGGAGGAUAUUAAGGAGGUUUACUACGAGAAAUACGGGAAAUCGUUGGCUGAAAGAAUAGCGGAUGAAGAAGAAGUACCGUCAGAUGUGAAGAAAGUUUUGAUGCAGUUGUUGUUGUAAUGGUGUUUAUUGUAAAAUAAUUUUUUAUAUUUCAUAUAUUGCUCAAUAAAUAAACUUAUUUUUUUGAAUGAAA